AUGUUCUUUCGUACCUUAGACGUAGAAAGUCGAUGUUCUGGCGGACUAUGGGCAAUUCAAAAUAUAACGAUUGGCUCAUUUACAAUAGCAUGGAGAUACAAUGAUACUGCGAAAACUGUUCAAUUUAUUGUUGAAGGUCAAGUGGUUCCUAGUAUUAAUCUUACGUCUACUUAUAUUGCAAUUGGUUGGUCGGACGCAGAAACUACAAUGAAUAAUAUGGAUGUUGCAAUUUUUUUUCCUGAAGUUCAAUUGACUCAAGAUAGAUAUAUUCGAGAAAGCGUGAUACCAAUACUUGAUAGUCAACAAGAUUUUUGUGUUAUUCAAACGAAUACAACUGGUCAACAUGUUUAUGUUACAUUCGAACGUAUGAUUACAACAGGAGAUGAUGAUGAUGAUAUUAAUUUUACGUCAGAUCUGUAUUUAAUGUUCUCCAUGGGCUCCUAUGCAAUAGUUAAUGAUACAAAUAUUUUUCAAUUACAACAACAUUUCUUUCGUAGACUACUUACAAUACGAGUCAACUUAAUGAAUUGUAUUUCAAUUGGUUGUCUAACGGCAAAUUGUUCAACAAAAUCAUGUUUAUGUUUACAAGAUGUCAUAUCAAAUGUUGGACAAUGUACGUGUUUUCCAUCGUCAUCAUCAUGUAUUUCAAAUUCAAAACUUCCUAUUUCAACAACAGCGAUUCCAUCAAUAUCUGCAAUUACACAGGGCUCUUGUGAAAGUCAAAUAAGUUCAUGUUCAUCGAACGGAAUUUGUCUUCAAAUAUCAUCAAGUCAUUUUCUCUGUCAAUGUAACCCGGAUUAUACGGGCGUACUUUGUCAAACAGCUAUAUUUUCACCUGAUAUAAAUAUUUUAAAUGCUUGUAAAUGUGUUAAUGGCGGCGUCUGUUUCGUCAAUGGAACUUGUUCAUGUUCAGAUCGUUAUCGAGGAAAACUUUGUCAAUUAGACAAUCCAUGCAAUGAUUAUUGUCAGAAUAAUGGUCUUUGCACAGUUGUUUGUACGGAUACAUCAUGUGAUACACCGAAAUGUACAUGUUUAAAUGGUUACAGUGAUAAUCAAUGUUCUACCGUCAUUACUGAUGCUUGUCAAUCAAAUCCUUGUGGUGCAAAUGGAAAUUGCACUAAGGGAAUAAUAGAUGGCCAAUAUGAAUGUCAAUGUGAUAUCGGUUAUAUUGGUACUCGAUGUGAUACAAUUGAUAGUUGUUCAUCAAAUCCAUGUAAUCAAGGCAGCUGUGUAACAUCAUCGAAUUGUCUUGAUAAUGUCUGUAGUUAUUCAUGUCUUUGUUCAAACGAUACAACAGGUAAAAAUUGUGAAAUCGAUAUCGAUCCAUGUUUGAGUAGUCCAUGCGUGAAUGGCGGGCGUUGUUUAACAUCAUUAAACAGUUAUGAAUGUCAAUGUGUACCGCCGUAUGGUGGCACUAAUUGUGAUUUAAUUGUGAAUGUAUGCAUUCCAAAUCCUUGCUUCAAUAACGGCCAUUGCAUUCGAAAUUUGACUAUACAAGAUGGUGAAUACAGAUGUGAAUGUCAAACUGAUUAUAUGGGCACACGAUGUGAAUAUUUCAAUGGUUGUAGUUCAUCUCCGUGCCAAAAUGAUGGUCAAUGUAUUUCAUCUAUCGUAAAUUGUACGUCGACAACAUGUCCAAUCAGUUGUAUUUGUUCAAAUGGUACCACUGGCGUUUAUUGUGAACAACUAGAUAUGUCUUGCUUAAAUGGCGGAACUUGUUUGACAAAUGAAACAACGGAUAUUUCAUAUUGCCAAUGUCCAGCAAAUGCAACCGGUAGUCGUUGUGAAACAAUUCAAAUAGUAUGUACAAAUACAACUUGUUCAAAUAAUGGAGUUUGCUCUAUUGAUACAUCCUCGGAUGAGAAUAGAGCCUAUUGCGUGUGUGACGAAGGUUAUACGGGAGAAAAUUGUCAAACGUCAAUAUUACCUCCUACUCAUUGUUCGCGAAAGCCUUGCGGUAAUGAUGGCACUUGUAUUCAAACAUCUGUAUCUUCGUACUAUUGUAUUUGUUCGAAUGGUCUAACAGGACAAUCAUGCAAUUCGACUGCAUUGAUUUCAUGUGCCAGUUCACCAUGUCGUCAUUUAUCAACAUGUCAAGAAAUCGACAAUACGAAUCCACCAAGUUACAAAUGUAUUUGCCCGAAUUAUUUAACAGGCGACCGAUGUCAAUAUACAAAUACUUGUCAAAAACGACCUUGUUUAAAUCAAGGUAAUUGCAUUCCAUUGGGCCCACAAAAUAAUUUUAUGUGUCUUUGUUCGCCUGGCUUUGGACAUUAUGAUUGUUCGAUAUAUUUGGGUUUAUCUUGUAAUACAAGUUUAUGUGUAAAUGAUGGUAUAUGUGAUCACAAUGGUACGAAUAUUCAAUGUAUAUGUCCAAUCAAUUUUGCUGGUCCACGUUGUGAAUGGAAUUCUGUCUGUUCUGUGAAUACAUGUCAAAAUGGUGGCACAUGUCGACAAAUAGCUCCAACAAUGGCUGAAUGUUUAUGUCAAACAGGUUUUACCGGUCCAACGUGUAAUUUAAGAGAUUCUUGUGCAAUAUCACCUUGCAAAAAUGGUGGCGGUUGUACAACAUUGCUUGUUGAUACAGGUACGGACUGGUCAGCAUAUCGUUGUGUUUGUCCACCGGGUAUCUAUGGACAAAAUUGUGAUACGGCAAUUAGCUCUUGUUCUAAUAUGAUUUGUCCACCAUACAAAAUCUGUAGUGAACAAGCAACAGGGCCUGUAUGUACAUGUCCAGCAAAUAAAGUUGGCACAUUUUGUCAAUAUAAUAACCCAUGUAAUCAAUCAUCAUCGAUCUGUCAUAAUGGUGGUACAUGUGUAUCAUCAAAUACUGACCCACCUAUAAGUUCAUGUCAUUGUCGAGAAGACUAUACAGGUACCUAUUGUGAAAUAGUAAAAGAAAUCGAUCCAUGUGCGAGUAAUCCUUGUCAAACACGUGGCCAUUGUGCAUUAUCAACGUUAAAUAAAACGUUUACAUGUUUAUGUCGAGAAAGUUUUAUUGGUGAAAGAUGUGAACGCAAUAAUCCAUGUGCAUCAUCACCCUGCUUAAACCAAGCCCUAUGUCAAUCGUAUUGGAAUCAAACACAUACAUGGUUCAAUUGCCGCUGUGUUGGAACUUAUACAGGAAAUCGAUGUGAAACAUCGUUGCUUAAUCCAUGUGGAGGAUUAUGUAUGAAUGGAAGUCCAUGUGAUAAUGGAAAAUGUGUUUGUCCAGCUCAAUAUACAGGCACAUUUUGUGGAUUUGACAAUCCAUGUUAUCAAGGAAUAUGUCGAAAUGGUGGUACUUGUUCAGUGAUUGCAAAUGCAACAAAUGUUUCAUUUACAUGCACUUGUUCGAAUUCAUAUACGGGUCAAUAUUGUGAAACAUCACUUGAUGCCCUAGCGAAUCGUGGCUGUUUAUCAGAAUGUAUGAAUGGAGGUUCAUGUAUAAAUAGUAGGUGUAUGUGUACAUCGGAAUAUGUUGGACCGUUAUGUCAAAAUGAAAAUCCGUGUAAUCAUCGAAAUCCAUGUUUGAAUAAUGGUACUUGUUUUAGUCGGUAUAAUACAAGUGGAGCGCCAUCUGCACAAUGUUCAUGUCUUCAGGAAUUUACAGGCAAUAGUUGUGAAGUAAUGCUUUGUUCGCCAGCCUUGUGUAAUGGUGGCAUCUGCACACCUACUCAAAAUAGUAUUGCUUGUAUAUGUCCAAAAGGAACAUAUGGUGAUCGAUGUCAAUAUGUAGAUAUCUGUGCAACGAAUCCAUGUGCACCCAAUGAACGAUGUGAACAAAUAGAAAAUCAAUAUCAAUGUUCGUCCUGUUACGACAAGAGUUCUUACUGUUUGAGGUAUCAACAACAUAAUGAAUUUUGUGAUAAUCGUUAUACGAUACCUAUCGACAAUGAUCUUCUUCCCGUACCUCAAGCAUGUCAACGUUCGUGUGACACGGAAUCUUCAUCAUCAAUAAAUAUGACUCUUUUUCUCGGCGAACCAGUGACAAAUCAAAAUCAAAUAUUUAACAAAGUGAUACAUGCUUCACCCACGCAAAUUAAUCAUUUUCCACUUCGAUAUGGUUCUGCAGCAGACAUACCCUACGGAGAAAGUUUCGACUUGAAAUCUAUUAUUGACUCUAAACCAAAUGUACCAUCAAAUAAUAUCAUGGCUCUAUUAAAACAGAGUUCUUCUUGCACUACCAAUAUCAAUGAACUACUAGACGAUGCUACUCGUGAUCGUGAAAAUCGCCUUAAAAUAGCAAAAAAAACUCAAGCUGAUUUUAUAGAAGCAAUGAAUCUUGAUUGA
Messenger RNA from Rotaria socialis, 4272 nucleotides. Lineage: Eukaryota; Metazoa; Rotifera; Eurotatoria; Philodinida; Philodinidae. The record is from the annotation of a GenBank genome assembly.